Messenger RNA from Macrosiphum euphorbiae (potato aphid), 390 nucleotides. Lineage: Eukaryota; Metazoa; Arthropoda; Insecta; Hemiptera; Aphididae. The record is from the annotation of a GenBank genome assembly.
AUGGCCGCCUCGCAUGAAAUGUCUGAGCCGAACUCAUCCGACGGACCCUCGGUCAAGAAAAUGAAGAUCACAACGUCCCCGAAGUCCCCAGUAACCUGGCUGCAAGAUCUUUGGGCGACACUUAAGGGAGUCACGUCGCACCUCAUUAACGUACACAGGGAUGCCAGGAUGAUUAAUGACCGCGCGUCGGACGAUGUUCUGCGGGCCGCAAUGGAGCGGAUUCUCGAGCACAACAACGAGGCGUUUGAGUGUCUAAAUUCGUUGCUUAGCAUGGAUGGGGAACUGCUUAAUGCGCCCAAUUUUAGCGCUCCCACUGCAUCUACAUCCGACGCCUCCACGGACAUGAUCCUGACCCCGGGCUAUUGGGAUAGUGACGCGGUCAUCGAGUGA